Molecule: messenger RNA, 624 nt
Organism: Meleagris gallopavo (turkey)
Lineage: Eukaryota; Metazoa; Chordata; Aves; Galliformes; Phasianidae
Gene: MYOG
Product: myogenin
Biological process (GO): positive regulation of myoblast differentiation; skeletal muscle cell differentiation; positive regulation of transcription by RNA polymerase II
Molecular function (GO): DNA-binding transcription factor activity, RNA polymerase II-specific; protein dimerization activity; RNA polymerase II cis-regulatory region sequence-specific DNA binding
Source: RefSeq, marked provisional
GCACCCAGUGAGUGCGGCUCUGGCAGCUCGUCCUGCAGCCCCGAGUGGAGCACACAGCUGGAGUUCAGCACCAACCCUGCGGAUCACCUCCUGAGUGAUGAUGCAGCAGAGGACCGCAACCUCCACUCUCUCUCCUCUAUCGUUGAGAGCAUCGCCGUGGAGGACGUGGCCGUGACGUUCCCGGAGGAGCGGGUCCAAAACUGAGCUGGCACAGAGCCCCGCAGCUCUCUGAGCUGGAAACGGGGUGGGAUUGAGAUGCUGGAAGAAUCCAGCUGCUGGAAAUCAUAAUUAUCCUCCAACACUGUGGACCGCAGCGCUGAAACCGCCCAAAUCCUUUCCCACUCCUCUCCAAAACUCCCACCGGUGGAAAAAAGAAAAGGGGAGAAGUGUGAUGGCGGUGGCUGCGGUGGUCCCGGGUCCCCCAGGCUGGGGGUUUUUCUUCCUUGGGGGCCAACACAUGUGCCACAGCCAAUGUGGCUGUUUCCAAGUUGCUCUUCGACCAAGGUCUCUCUCCGGCGGGUUGCCUUCGCUGGUUUUCCUACUGACCGCUGUGUGCAGUUGCCAUUUGUUUGUGUUUUCUUUUUUAAUUAUUAUUUUUGCUAACUUAUUUUGAUUUUUUUUUUU